UAGGCUACACACAAGCAGCGGCCACAUCCACUGUAGACAAAUCCGUGUUCAGUGACGUGUUUUGUAUCAGCCUUUUUUUUUUAAAUGCACGUUCAACCCUUUUCCAACACUGGCUGAUUUAAAUUUUAUCAGGAAUUGAACCUUCAGUCCCUUGCGAGCUUCUUGUUUUUCAUCAAUCCCACUCACCCCCUUCUAUUUAUUUAUUUUUUGCCUCGAUAGACCCGUUAUUCAGCCCAUCCACCGUCCACCCCCUCUCUUCUUUUUCCCUCCAUCUCCUUCUCUUUGGGAGUGCGACGCGCUGCGAAUCUCAGAAAUAAAAAGCCUGCAGGAUGGUUCAAUGAGAGGAGGUCACUCUCUCUUCUGUGUGCGAACAGAGUGCAGUAAAAGAAAAGGCAAAAAGCCAGAGUUUAGACAAGCAUGAAAAUUUACAAAACUGCAAAUAAAGGCAGCAGAGCAGUGACCAUGGGUUCUCUGGUUCAAGCUUCCUGCUAACAGCAGACGGACGGAGAGCGGGACAACCGUUCAAGCCACAACCUCCACUGACACCACCUUUCCAGUGAGGAAGAAAAAGAGAGGGAGAGAGAAAAAGAGAAAGAGGCAAGAGAGAGAUAACAAGUGCAAGAAGGAGAGAGGGGAGCGGGUGAGAACAGUCGAUGGAUGCUGUCCGGAUUGAGGGGACAGCACGUUCUUCACUGACGAGGAAAAGAAAGAUUUCAAAAUUGAGUCGAAGGAUAGAAACUCGCCGUCAGGCAUGGUGUGUGAGAAGGGGAUCCAGAUCCUUCUCACCACCGUGGGGGCAUUCGCUGCCUUCGGCCUGAUGACGGUGGCAAUAGGGACGGACUACUGGCUGUACUCCCGCGCCCUCAUCUGCAACAGCACAGCCAACAUCACCCAGGAUGAUCCCCACAACAAGGACAAGAAGGACCCUGGGGCGCUCACCCACUCUGGACUGUGGAGGAUAUGCUGCCUGGAAGGAGUGAAGAGAGGAGUGUGUUCUCAGAUCAACCACUUCCCAGAGGAUGCAGACUUUGACCAUGAUGGGGCAGAGUACGUCCUACGGGUAGUCAGGGCUUCCAACAUCUUCCCGAUCCUCAGUGCCAUCCUGCUGCUGAUGGGAGGGGUGUGCAUUGCUGCUAGUCGUUUCUAUAAGAGCAAAAGGAACAUCAUCCUUGGGGCAGGAAUCCUCUUUGUGGCUGCAGGUCUGAGUAACAUAAUUGGUGUGAUCGUGUACAUCUCGGCUGCACUGGGGGACAUCUCUCCUAAGAAGGACGAGGAUAAGAAGUGGCAGUACUCCUACGGUUGGUCCUUUUACUUUGGAGGCCUGUCGUUCAUCAUGGCCGAGAUGGUUGGGGUGCUGGCCGUCAACAUCUACAUCGAGAAGAACAAGGAGCUGCGCUGUCGCUCGCGCACCGACAUUUUCAAGAGCACCACACACGCCAUGCUCCGCCUGCCCAGCUACCGUUUCCGCCGCAGAUCCCGCUCCUCAUCCCGUUCCACUGACCCCUCCCGCUCCCGAGACCCCUCACCUGUAGGGGGAGGUGGGGGCAAGAACUUUGGCCUGCCCCCUUCUGCGCUGCUUUCCCAGGGCCCCAUCUCAGUGUCCACUUUACCUAACCCCCACUCUCGCUCCCACACGGCCCUGGCUGGAGGCGACAUCUCCCUCUACACUUUGUCCCGUGACCCCAAACUGGGGGGUUUGCCGCCCAUGUAUGGAACGGUGGACAGGGCCACGCUCUACCAGCUCCACAACUGCUUCCCAAAGGAUGGCGGUGGAGGGGGAGUGAUGAUGAGCGGUACACUUCCGUCGCUUAAGUCCCACAAUCCUUCAAAUUCUUCCAACUCAAAUGCGCCGAUGCCCAACUCUGUGGGCUCCGGUCCUCCACCCUUCACCUCAUCCACAGUAGACAGGGAGCGAGGGAUGGGGACUCUGGACAGGCUGAAAGGAGACAGGGAGAGCAACUCUAACACCCUCAAUAGGAAGACAACACCUGUGUAGAAAGAGGGUAUGAUAGGGGGAGGCGAGGAGUAAGGGAGAGAAGAGAGAGGAUGGGUAGUGGUGAAAGAGGACAGAUAGAGAGGAGCACUGUGUUUGUGUGGCUCAACAGGAAAUAGACAGACAGACAAACGAAACGGUAUAUCUCUCCCUCCAUGUUCACUGUUAUUUAGUCUACUCAAUCUCACUGAGAACAAAAAGAAGAAGAGUAAUAACAGAGUGAUAAUAACAACAACAAUGAACUUUCACAAUAAAACUAUUUUGAUAUUUUAAUGUGCUAGAAAUGAUUUAUUUUGUUAAUGAUCAAACGCAAUUAACCUUGGGCUAUUAUGAAAAUGUUUCACAUAUUUUUUUGUGCAAUAUUACUGCUAAUUUAACCAGAUCAUUAUUAAUGUAAAAUUGUUGUUGUGAUUAUUCUUAGCGUUAUUACAGGCUAGCUAUAUUUGCAAACACUAUAGUUUGGAAUGAAAUCUUAAUUUUCGUGUUUUGUUUUUUGUUUUUUUCACUUUAAUUUCAGAUCUUGACAACUUUUACUGUGAAUUUCUUCCAUGCACAGCCACUGUGACUGUCAGUGAGCUGUGUGUAACUGUGUCAAGCAUGAGUGUGCACAAUAUGUGGGAGAAUGAGAGCCUGUAUUAUUUUUUUUAACCCUCAUAUUAUAUAAUUUUCAUUUAUAACAUGAAGUCAGAUGUGAAUACUGUAAAUUGUCUUCCAAUAUUGAUACAGAAAGAAAUGCAACAAUAAUGUGAGUGACUGAGAUGACUGACCAACUUCAUUGUUAUUAUGAGUCUGAGUUUUCUAUGGGCCUCUGUUAGUCUUAUUUCCAUUCUAAUCAGUGUUAACAGUAGUACUUGUAGCUAUAGUCGUGUUGAAGAUGUUUGUUCUUGGGCAUUAACAGAAACCUCUGGCUGGAGGAAGCAGAAAAAAGAGACAUAGAAUAAUACAUUUGUACAGAAUCAGGUAAAGAUUGCUGCCUGAGCAGAAAAACAAAAAACCUAAUCAUUUUUUUCUAUGAAGAGUCCCAAAGUGACACAUGCAACUCAUCAUUUUCAGUGGCAAAAAAUACAAUAUGUAUAUGUGGGUUGAGAGGGUUAAAAAAAAAAAAAAAAAAACACUAUAGAGAAAACCUUUUGAAAAGAUACCUGUAUAUUGUAAUUUACGCAUACAUAUAUUUGUAAAGUCUAUAGAUACGUUUUUCGGGACCACUGUUCAGACUGGGUAUGCAUUCUGGGCAGGGUUGGCUCAAGUGUUUCGUUCCUGGUGCCCUCCCUGGACUCUUGCUGGGUGGUUUCAUCCGCCCAUCUUACGGCACCCCUCUUGGCCGCUCCCUUGCCCUUAUUUGGUCACAUGAGCAGUGUUUCCCCAUACUUUGUCACAUGACCAAUAACAGAUUCACCGCACAGACGAUCCCUUAACCUCCCCAAAGAUUCUUUUCACUGUGCUUCCCCUGUGACUGCUGACUGCUGAGUCUGAACUCUGACCUGUUCUGUUUAUAUUGAUGAGAAUGUAAAGACAUGUAAUCCCACUACCCACCCCACCCACCACCCACCACCCCCUUUCCCAACUCUCACUUCUAAACUGUCCCGGGUGACUGCAGAUCUGGGUUGAAACCAUGAACACACCUGCUACAUGACAUAAUGAAGAAACAAAAACAACAACCAGACGCUUCCAGAUUCUAUACGUUUUCAUUUCUUUGAUUUCAUUUCAGAAAAAGAAAAAUGUGAUAAAACUGCACACAGAUAGCAUUUAUGUGGGCAAUAUGAAUAGUAUGUAGUUGAGAAUAGAUAUAUCUAGACAAAUGAUUAUGGUUUAUCUAAAUGUGUGAUAAACUUAAACACUGUACUGCACGAAGUUUAUAAAAAAAAAAACAAUAACAGACAUAUUCACAGA
Molecule: messenger RNA, 3883 nt
Organism: Seriola aureovittata
Lineage: Eukaryota; Metazoa; Chordata; Actinopteri; Carangiformes; Carangidae
Gene: cacng8b
Product: calcium channel, voltage-dependent, gamma subunit 8b
Exons: 7
Coding region: 752-1996 (414 amino acids)
Biological process (GO): calcium ion transport; neurotransmitter receptor transport, postsynaptic endosome to lysosome; transmission of nerve impulse
Cellular component (GO): AMPA glutamate receptor complex; postsynaptic density membrane
Molecular function (GO): voltage-gated calcium channel activity; channel regulator activity
Source: RefSeq, a predicted model, not a curated record